Molecule: messenger RNA, 5607 nt
Organism: Toxotes jaculatrix (banded archerfish)
Lineage: Eukaryota; Metazoa; Chordata; Actinopteri; Toxotidae
Product: membrane-associated guanylate kinase, WW and PDZ domain-containing protein 2-like
Exons: 23
Coding region: 1-4587 (1528 amino acids)
Biological process (GO): signal transduction; receptor clustering
Cellular component (GO): dendrite; cytoplasm
Molecular function (GO): SMAD binding; beta-1 adrenergic receptor binding; signaling receptor complex adaptor activity
Source: RefSeq, a predicted model, not a curated record
AUGUCUAAGAGCCUCAAGAAGAAAAACCACUGGACCAACAAAGUCCACGAAGCGGUGAUAACCCGGGGCAAGGAAGGGGAACUGGGGUUCGAGCUGAAGGGGGGCGCGGAGAACGGCCAGUUCCCCUACUUCGGCGAGGUGAAGCAGGGGAAGGGACUGAUCCAGAGCGGCAAACUGGCUCAGGAUGAGCUGCUGCUGGAGGUCAACGACAUGCCAGUGGCCGGGCUCACCACCCGGGACGUGCUGGCCGUGAUCAAACACUGCAAAGACCCGGUCCGCUUCAAAUGUGUCAAACAAGGGGGAGUGGUUGACAAGGAUUUGCGGCACUACCUCAACCUGCGCUUCUCCAAGGGCUCUGUGGACCACGACCACCAGCAGAUCAUCAGAGACAACCUCUACCUCCGCACCGUUCCCUGUACCACCAGGCAGCCUAAGGAGGGGGAGGUGCCAGGGGUGGACUACAACUUUGUGAGUGUGGAGCGUUUUAUGGAACUGGAGCAAAGUGGAGCCCUGCUAGAGAGUGGAACCUAUGAAGAUAACUUUUACGGCACACCAAAACCUCCAGCGGAGCCGUCCCCUGCAGCUCCUCCUCUGAAUGUGAGUGAGGCUCUGCUGCCCGGAGCCCGGCCCAGCGCCCAGGGCAAGAGGAAGAGGAACCAGUCAGUCAGCAACAUGGAGCAGCGCGCGAGUCUGGAGCCACCUGAGGAGGAGGAGGAGGAGAGUCCGGUUGUCAACGGCAAUGGGGUGGCCAUCACACCAGAGUCCAGUGAACAUGAGGACAAGAGCACAGAUGCCUCUGGGGAGGUUGCUGUUGAAGUGUCCAGCCAGGCCCCAGCCUCCAUUGAGCCUCCCAUCGAAGGAGAGGAGGCCCCACAAUCUCCCUCUAAAUCCCCCACCAAAGUCCCAGACGCAGAUGAGGAAGAGCUCGGUCCUUUGCCUGACAACUGGGAGAUGGCCUACACUGAGAAGGGGGAGGUCUACUUCAUAGAUCACAACACGAAAACUACAUCAUGGUUGGAUCCUCGGCUCGCAAAGAAAGCAAAGCCACCAGAAGAAUGCAGGGAAGAUGAGCUGCCCUAUGGCUGGGAGAAGAUAGAUGACCCCAUCUACGGCAGCUACUAUGUAGAUCACAUCAACCGAAGGACUCAGUUUGAGAACCCCGUCCUGGAAGCCAAGAGACGCCUGGAGCAGCAGCGGCAGAUGCAGAGCCAGGGACUGUCCGCCCUGCCACUGCCCACUAUAUACAGAGAGAAGCCAUUGUUUACGAGGGACCCAACCCAGCUGAAGGGCACCUUCCUGUCCACAGCCCUGCAAAAGAGCAACAUGGGAUUUGGCUUCACGAUCAUAGGAGGUGACGAGCCAGAUGAGUUCCUGCAAGUGAAGAGUGUAAUACCAGAUGGACCAGCUGCUCAGGACGGAAAGAUGGACACAGGUGACGUCAUCGUCUACAUUAAUGACAUCUGUGUGCUCGGCACCACACACGCCGAUGUUGUCAAGCUGUUUCAGUCGGUACCCAUUGGUCAGAGUGUGACCCUCGUGCUCUGUCGAGGAUAUCCUCUGCCUUUUGACCCAGAGGACCCUAGUGGCGCUGCGAGCACCUCCCUGACACCCAUCGGCCUGGAGCACCGGCCCUUGGUGGUGAACGGCCGCAGCAGCUACGACCCGUACCUGGAGUACCUGUCCUUGAGCUCCCAGCUGCCUCCUCAGGCUCUGGCCCAGGCCGGAGCACCUCACCCGGGGGACACACAUCUAGACGGCUCGUCCCUGCCGCCCACCACACCCGGCUCAGCCUCGGCACUAACACCUCACGACGACAAUGUGUCCAUGGCCUCCUCGGGAACUGCAGGGGUUGCCGGAGCAGCAGCACAAGGGGCAGAGCUGCUGACGGUCACUAUGGUGAAAGGGUCGGAGGGAUUUGGGUUCACAAUUGCCGAUAGUCCCACUGGUCAGCGAGUUAAACAGGUGCUGGAGCCAGGCUCACAGGGAGCAUCGGGGCUGAUAGAGGGAGACCUGAUCCUGGAGGUGAACCAGCAGCCAGUGGCUGCAGCUGGACAUGGACGAGUGGUGGAGAUGCUGAAAGAGUGCCCUGUGGGAGCUGAGGCAACACUCCUCAUACAGAGAGGAACAGGCCACAUCUCUCCAUGGAAGGCCUCCAAACAGUUGACUGACCAGUGGGACCCUCAUGGCAGCCCCCAGGCAAACUUGUCUGGCCCACUCUUGCAGCCUGGCACACCCUUCCCAAACCAGCCACAGCACCGCACUUCUGUACCCGACUCAACCGAAGGCUUUGACCUUAACAAGCCUGACCCUUACGACCUUUAUGAGAAGUCAAGGGCUAUCUACGAGAGCCGACGUCCAGAGUACGAAGAGGUGGAGGUGCACCUGCUGAGGGAGAAAACUGGGUUCGGCUUCCGCAUCCUGGGGGGAGACGAGGCCGUGCAGGCUAUUGUUAUUGGCGCUAUAAUAGAGAACACUCCUGCUGAGCGUGAUGGGCGGCUUCGACCCGGGGAUGAGCUCAUUUCUGUGGAUAAAAAUGUGGUUGCUGGGAAACCGCACAAAUACGUUAUAGACUUGAUGCAUGCAGCCGCUCGCAACGGUCAAGUCAGCUUGACUGUGAGAAGGAGAGUGCAAACGCCUGGUGAACUGUGUCCUGUGAAUGGCCGCAGCCCUGGCUCGGUGUCGACACAACACAGCUCUCCACGCAGUGAUGCGGCCUCAGCUUCGGGCCCUCCGGCGGUCAGCGUCCCAGCUGCCACCUCUCCCCCAGAGGGAUCUGCCCUGCAAACCAGUGAUGUGGUUAUUCACCGCAAGGAAAAUGAGGGCUUCGGCUUCGUUAUCAUCAGCUCGCUGAACAGACCGGAGAACGCCACCGUCAUCACUGUGCCCCAUAAAAUAGGACGUAUCAUCGAGGGCAGCCCUGCAGACCGGUGUGGGAAGCUGAAGGUGGGCGACCGGAUCUUGGCUGUGAACGGACAGUCCAUCAUCAGCAUGCCGCACGCGGACAUUGUCAAGCUCAUUAAAGACGCUGGGCUUACAGUCACACUGCACAUCAUACCAGAGGAGGAAUGGCACAGUUCCCAUUCUGGGCCCAGCUCAGAGAAGCAGAGCCCCAUGACCCAGAAACACAGCCCACAGACCCAGCCCAGCCCUGUAGCCCAGCCAAGCCAAGGAGGCAUCCAGCCUGGCCAAACAGUUCAUCAGCCAGGCCAAACCACAACUCAGCCAGGUCAAGCACCUGUCCAGCCGAGCCAGGCACCGGCUCAGACAAGCCAAACCGUGACUUGCCCUCCUGCACCAGCAGCCUCCCAGCCUGCACCAGCCGGAGCCCAGCAGAGCCCGGUCACCCAGCAUUCUGGUCCCCCUCCACAGCUCUACCUCCACGAUGGCAGGUCAGAGGUAAAAGCCAGGCAGGACGUCAAACCUGACUUCCGCCAUCCUCCAUUCACUGAUUACAGGCAACCUCCAGUAGACUACCGUCACCCACCAGUCACUGAUUAUCGACAGCCUCCAACGUUGGACUACCGACACCCGCCUGGUCUGCUGGACUUCAGACAGCAUCCUGCAGCUGCACAGUUCCCCUUGGGGAUCCCUGCUGACUUCAGACCACAGGACUUCGAUUACUUCACAGUGGAGCUGGAGAAAAGUGCGAAAGGUUUCGGCUUCAGCAUCCGCGGGGGCAGAGAGUACAAGAUGGACCUCUUUGUGCUGCGCCUUGCUGAGGAUGGUCCUGCCAUACGUAAUGGAAGGAUGAGGGUAGGGGAUCAGAUCAUAGAGAUUAACGGGGACAGCACGCGGGACAUGACUCACGCCCGUGCCAUUGAACUCAUCAAGGCGGGGGGCAGGCGGGUCAGGCUGCUGCUAAAGAGAGGCACAGGACAGGUGCCAGAAUAUGACUGUGCCGGCCCCUGGGAUUCCCUUUCUACAGCCCACUCUGCCCUGCAGGAAGUGACCCUUGGAACCCACCCGAAUCCAUUGCUCUCAUCCCAUCCGACCUCAGCCCCAGACUCCCCUCAUCAGCUCCCUCUAGAGGCCACAGUGUGUAUGGCAAACAAAGCUCCACAGCAGACAGACCACAGCUUCAUUAGAGGGGCUACAGGUGGCAGGUCCACCCAGCAGAAGUGCAUCAUCAGGGGGCAGGGAACCCCUCAGGGGUGUGGAGAGGUGGACUGCGGACCAGGCGACAGACAGCCUCGUGCUUUGCCUCCUAAAGCUGUCCUGGGGAGGUCCGUUGAUAGACGAGAGAGGCAGAGGGAUGCUUGCUCCCCCUGCUGUGAGAGAAAGGCCCUGCACACACAGGCAAUGAGCACUGUCUGGCCCUGGGACACAUAUGUGAGUGUGAAUUCGAAUGGAGCCUCUCUGGCCGGUGGAGAUGGACAUGUCAGCCUCCAGGAGAGGCUGGUGUCCAGAGGUCUGUUCUCCAGAGAAGACGAGAGGGCUAGCGGCCACAGUGGGCUCUGCUGCCCGUCUAAAACUAUGGAAGACCCUCCUGUGAGAAGCGCAGCUGCCUCCCCUGGGCCCUGGAACGUCCCUGGGUCUGACAAACUGCCCGGCACCCUGAGGUCCUGGACCUCCACAGUAAGCAGGUAGAAUGGAUCUAGCUGUUUUGGACUGGAUCACACUGUCCGGCUCCCCAUGCAGUUCACCAUCGGAUGUCUGAGAAAAACAUUAAAUCUCCCUCGCUCUCUCUUACUGUCCCGUUUUCUUCUCCAUCUACUUCUGAAACCAUAUUUUGUUUCAUUUGUUCUUACUAGAUGAUUAUUACACCAACCACCUUAAAAAAACAGAGGAACUUUCACAGCUAUUGUAAAAUACAGUAUAAAACCUGAUGGAGAGUACUCAGUACAAAGGCAUUUUGGACCCUCAGAUGUGACAGUUGAUGUUCUGAUUACAGAUGAAGCAGCGAUGUCGGAUUCUGAGUGGAGCUGUGCUUUUGACACGUACUUUUAACCACUCGACCGUGUCUGGCUCUGAUUGGUUAGUGCAACAUAACGUCAGAUGGAACAAGAUCCUCGCAGGAGAGAGACAUAUGUCCAUCCAAGAGGUUUGCUUUUGCUCCAUUUUCUUUGAGCAGUGGGAAGAAGGAGACUACAAAUCCAUCAGAUGGAAAAAGUGACACUGAAACUCCCUAAGGACAUGGCACUGGCCGCACUGACAGCCUGGUUAACCCGACAUAUGUUAAGAUCUCACACGCCUACCAAUAUAUCAUAUACUGUAAAUGUAAAGAUGUGAAAAAUGUGUACAUUUGGUAAACUCAAAAACAUACCUGUUUGGUGUUUUUUUUUUUUUUUUGAGGCCAUGUUGUAGUUAGAAACAUUGUAAAGAAAAGAGAAAAAAAAACACCAGGACAGUAUUUUAGGAUCACUAUUUCCAUGGCCUCGUCUAUAACUACAUAUCAGAGACUGUGCAAGUCACCAAACCUAGACUGCUAAGGGAGGCGGUGUUCGUGUGCAUGGAUAUAAAUCACCAUGUCAUUAAACAGGGACUCACAUGUCUUUUAGAUGUAAAAUAUAGAGAGGAGACCCUCUGACUGCCCCGCUGAGCAGUCAGUACUCAUGUGAGACAAAGAUGAUCUGUUUUUUGGGGGGGGGGUUUUCCAUCAAAUUGAAC